AUGGAACCAAUUGAUAAACAUCAGUUCGAGAAAACUGAUCAACAAUUGUUUACCGCUUCAUUUAAUGUUUGUUGGGAAAUUCUUAAAAGAAAAGAAUAUUAUUUAUGUGAACAUGAUACCAAUAUAUUUUCAAGGUUGUCAUUAAAUUAUGGUCAAGACAUGUAUGAUGCUAUGAUGAUAAUUAUGAACAAAAUUAUAAAAUCCAAUGAACACAAAGUUGAAGUUGCAAAAUCAAAAGUUGAAUCAAUCGAAAUUGUUACAACAGAAGCCACUCGUGAUUCAGGUUAUGAAGAUAAUUAUGAUCGAUCAAAUCAACAACAACAAAAACGAGUUGACAAAGUGAACAUUGACAUCAAAAACAGUCAAGACAAGAUGAUAUCAAAAAAACGAAAAAUAUCAGUUGAUGAAAUUCAUUCCAAGAAGAUAUUUGAAGCAGAUAACAAAAAAAAUAACUGUGAUGAUCCAAGUUAUGCUCAAAAUAUAGAAAUUGCUUCUUUAAAUGAAAACUCAAUUGAAAAAUUACAUAUGAUUGAUUUGAUUGAAAAGGAAGAAGAAUUAUUCAGAAAAGAAAGUAUAACCAUUAAGGAUGAAAUGUUGCCAGUUACAGAUAAUUCGAUUGAUGUUGACAAAAUGAAUGACUCGAAUGGUCACUUGAUUGGACUAGAAAUAAAACCAAAUGAGAUUUCCAAUUUUUUUAAAGAUGAUAAUCAAAGUUACUCAAAUGAAAGCAUUGAAAAUGUUGAUCAUCAAAAAAAAACAAGAAUUCGUACUGGAUCACUUGCUUCUAAAAAAUAUAUUUUUUAUACAGAAGAAGAUGAUGAACUAAGCUCUACCACAGACGAAAAUGACCUUGAUGAGGAUAAUAUUGAUGCUGAUGAUGAUGAUGAUGGGAAAAGCCUAAAUCAGAAUAAAAAUCUUGAAGGUAAAAUUAGAAUAGUUGAUGAUAUUUCUUUCGAAGAAAAAACACGUGUAGUUGAAUUGGCAAUAAAGCAUCCAAAUUGGUCAAUAGAUAUGUUAAAAGAACAAAGCGGAUAUAAAAAUAUUUACAAUCGCAGUCAAGUUGAAAAGUGGGAAAAACACAUUAAACAAGGAGGAUCUCCUCACAAAGUUGCAGUUGAAUCAAUAAAAAUUGUAACAGCAGAAGCCACUCGUGACUUAGGUUAUGAUGAUAAUUAUGAUCAAUUAAAUCAAAAACAACAGCAAGUUGACAAAGUAAACAUUGACAUCAAUGACAAUCAAAACAAGAUGGUAUUGAAUAAAAGGAAAAUAUCAGUCGAUGAAUUUCAUUCCGAGAAAAUGUUCAAAGCAGGUUCAUUUUAUUUUGCAGAUAACAACAAAAAUAACUGUGAUGAUUCAAGUUGUUCUCAAAAUAUACAAAUUGCUUCUACAAAUGAAAACUUAGUUGAAAAAUUACAUAUGGUUGAUUUUAUUAAGAAAGAAGAAAGUAUAACUAUUAAGGAUGAAUUGUUGUCAAUAACAGAUGAUUCAAUUGAUGGUGAAAAAAUGAAUAACUCGAUAGAGCACUCAAUUCGACUAGAAAUAAAGUCAAAUGAAAUUACCAAUUUUUCUAAAGAUAAUAAUCCAAAUUGCUUGAAUGGAAGCAUUGAAAAUGUUGAUCAUAAAAAAAAAACAAGAUUUCGUACUGGAUCACUUGCUCCUAAAAAAUGUAGAUGUUGUGAACAAAAAAAUGAUGAUCUGAGCUCUAUCAAAGUUCCUAGGAAAUUUGAUUCUACUUCAGUACAAUACGAUGAUGAAGAUAAUGAUACAAAGAAAAUUACAAAUUCCAAUAAAGACAAGGUUGCAGUUAAAAAAUCAAAAGUUGGAUCAAUAAAAUCUGCAACAACAGAAGUCACUCGUGACUCAGGUUAUGAUGAUAGUCAUAAUCAAUUAAACCAACAAAAACAAGUUGACAAAGUGAACAUUGACAUCUACAACAGUCGAGACAGUAAGACGAUAUCUGAAAAAAGAAAAAUACCAGUUGAUGCAAUUCAUUCCAAGAAUAUGUUCAAAGCAGAUACUUUGAAGAAGAAAAUUUUAAAAUUUAAUUCUACUCCAGUAAAUUAUGAAGAUGACGAUAAUAAAAAUUCAAGUUCAAGUAGAGACAGUCGUGGUCCAAUUAUUUCAGCAGAAUUUUUUACUGGUUGA
Messenger RNA from Aphidius gifuensis, 2145 nucleotides. Its product is annotated as putative leucine-rich repeat-containing protein DDB_G0290503. NCBI's taxonomy places the organism in Eukaryota, Metazoa, Arthropoda, Insecta, Hymenoptera, Braconidae. Bases 1 to 2145 code for a protein of 714 amino acids. The transcript is spliced from 5 exons. The record is from RefSeq and is a predicted model, not a curated record.